GCAGUUCUAGAUUGUUCGUGUAGAGAGGGAGACAGCGAUGGGAACAGGGCGAGAAGUCAGCGUGUCGCUAGAUGGAGUCAGAGACAAAAACAUGAUGCAGCUUAAGAAACUCAACACUGUUCUCUUCCCGGUUCGCUAUAACGACAAGUACUACGCUGAUGCGAUUGCAUCCGGCGAGUUCACUAAGCUUGCUUAUUACAGUGAUAUAUGUGUUGGAGCUAUCGCUUGUCGGCUGGAGAAGAAAGAAGGCGGCGCCAUGAAAGUGUAUAUAAUGACACUUGGUGUUCUUGCACCAUACCGCGGCAUUGGCAUUGGUUCAAAGCUAUUGAAUCAUGUUCUUGACAUGUGCACCAAGCAGAACAUGUCUGAAAUAUACUUGCAUGUUCAGACAAACAACGAAGAUGCGAUCAACUUCUACAAGAAGUUUGGGUUUGAGAUCACAGAUACCAUACAAGACUAUUACGUCAACAUCGAGCCUAGAGAUUGCUAUGUUGUCACCAAGUCCUUUGCUCAAGCUGAAGCGAGCAAAUGAUGACAAUUACGCCACUUGGGGGAAGCCAUUCUUCCCCCCAGUUUGUUUGUUUGUUCAAUGAAGGAUCGUUUUUUCUUUUUAUUUGAACAACAUGAAGGAUCUAUUCUCAAAAGUUCUGAUGUUUUGGUUCCCUGAGUUUUGCGUGUUUUGUUGACCCUAAAGUUUCUUAUCGAUCACAAAGUUACAGAUUCAUGGUUAUCUAGUGGACCCCUUUGGUUUUUGGAUCUGCUUAACUUGUCAGCUCAAUUUUUAUUACUACUGAGUAUUGUGGUGUUUGUUAUCUUGCUCGUCUCGCAAGUUUUAUCAAAUG
This is a messenger RNA of Eruca vesicaria subsp. sativa (arugula), 842 nucleotides long. Lineage: Eukaryota; Viridiplantae; Streptophyta; Magnoliopsida; Brassicales; Brassicaceae. The record is from the annotation of a GenBank genome assembly.